GAUGAAGAAGCCGCCGCCUGGGCGGCUCUGCGUGCCGCCUUUGGCGAAGAGAGCAGUCCCCCGGCUGCUACGAAGACACUCAAGGCAGAGAAGAAGCCGAAGAAGCCUGCAACACGGCCAAAGAAAGACCUCCCGCCGGAGGUGCUCACGGCACCAGGCCCAAAGUUGGAGGCGAAAGCCCCAGCUGAUACUACAGCUGAGUGGUUGCAAGCUGAGGUCGAUCGCUUGGUUGGGGAAGUGCAACGCAUCGCGCUGCAGCCCUUUCCGGCGGAGUUGCUGCGCGCGCUGUGGAAACUGCCACUGGAGGAGCAGCAGGAUGUGUUGCUGGGAGCCUCUGAGCUGCAGGGCAAGAGUGGUCGAAGCGGUGCCAACUCAACGGGAGGAGUCUGGCAGCUGGUGGCUGAAGAGGUGCGUGCGCGAGGGGGUCAAGCAACAUUGGCUGGUCCAACUCCUCCGGAGCGCGCGAGCCGAGCGCGGGUGCAAGUUAAAGGCGAAGCAGGAAAAACGACGACAACGAAGGGGCCGAAGCGUGCGCGAUCGCCAUCGCUGUGA
This is a messenger RNA of Cladocopium goreaui, 552 nucleotides long. NCBI's taxonomy places the organism in Eukaryota, Dinophyceae, Suessiales, Symbiodiniaceae. The record is from the annotation of a GenBank genome assembly.